Molecule: messenger RNA, 306 nt
Organism: Drosophila teissieri
Lineage: Eukaryota; Metazoa; Arthropoda; Insecta; Diptera; Drosophilidae
Exons: 2
Coding region: 1-306 (101 amino acids)
Source: RefSeq, a predicted model, not a curated record
AUGUCACGCUGCCAGACAGUUUUAUAUGUAAACCUAAUCGCUUGGUUAUUUAUUAAAUUAUGUACGAUUAGCCAUGAAAUGUACCAAGUUCAUAAGAUAAAUUCAAUUAGUACUAAUCGCACUAGAUCGUAUAUAAAAAAGGCUGUUGAGACUGAUGCUUUUAGUGUAAGUUCUAAGAGCAGAAGAAACAAAGGCAUGGAGGAUUGUGAAAUUAUUGGAAUGAUAUUCGAAAUCAUUGGCGAUAUGCUGUUUGGCAGUGAUACCUCAUCAUCAUCAGAUGAUGACUAUGAUUCGUCAAGCACCUAG